This is a messenger RNA of Aegilops tauschii subsp. strangulata, 1153 nucleotides long. RefSeq names its product LEAF RUST 10 DISEASE-RESISTANCE proteinUS RECEPTOR-LIKE PROTEIN KINASE-like 2.4. Gene Ontology annotation, biological process: protein phosphorylation. Lineage: Eukaryota; Viridiplantae; Streptophyta; Magnoliopsida; Poales; Poaceae. The record is from RefSeq and is a predicted model, not a curated record. Gene Ontology annotation, molecular function: ATP binding; polysaccharide binding; protein kinase activity.
UGGCACCACUGGCUGUGUUGAUCUUCCUCGCCCACAAGUAUUGGAAAACGAGGAUCACGAUCGAUGCUGUCGAGAAGUUCCUCCGAAAGCAACAAAUGCUAGGUCCAAUGAGGUAUGCCUACACCGACAUCACAGCAAUUACAAGCCAUUUCAGAGAUAAGCUGGGCCAGGGAGGCUACGGCUCUGUGUUCAAGGGUGUGCUAUUGCCAGGCAAUGUUCAUGUCGCUGUCAAGAUGCUAGAGGGCAAUCCUAACUGCAAUGGAGAAGAUUUCAUCAAUGAAGUCUCCAUCAUCGGUAGGAUCCAUCACGUUAAUGUGGUGCGCCUCAUGGGAUUCUGCUCAGAGGAAAUGAGGAGAGCACUAGUUUAUGAGUACAUGCCUCAAGGUUCUCUGGACAAGUACAUCUUCUCAGCCAAGAAGAGUUUCUCCUGGGACAAGCUAGCCGAUAUAGCAGAUCCGGCUUGAUCCAUAUUACGUUUUUUACCGCUACUUCCUCGAGAAGGACGACAAGGGUGUCGAUAAGGGCAAGGGCAGUUGUGGAUGAUCUUCUUCAUAGCUAGUAUGUAGGUAGAACAUGCCAAAUUUUGGUAGUCCGAUGGCAUGUUCUGAACUAGUAGCCGGACGAUGUGUGUUGCAUUGUUUACGUACAUUGCAUGACUUCGUAUGGAUUUGAGGUAUAUGCUAAUUGAGAUGUCCGACUGUGAGAAGGAAAAUUUCAAGGUGUGACCGGUUAGUGUCCGCAGACGCGUCGAGCGCAUCUGCAGGCUUUUAAGAGGCUGGAUUUGCCAAGUCUGGCUGUAAAUGCUCUUACUACCUCAUGACUCCGUUUUUUGAAUGAUUGACCUAUAUUUUUCUUCUUCCACCAUUCCCUGCUCUUUAUGGUUUGUACUACUAGUAUCAAACAAUAUAAAAAUCACACAUGGCUUUGUAUGAACGACUCACUAUCUCAUGACGGGUUGUACUAGUAUCAAACAAUAUAAAAGACACAGUUUGUACUACCUCAUGACGGGUUGUACUAGACAAAGCAGUAGUGGUAGUUUUUAUAUAGGAGGGGUUUAGGCAAUUAGUUCAACUAAAAUAAGGAAUUAGAUCGGCAUUAGUCAUUGACAGAAUUGCUAACUGAGUAAUACUCAAUAUCUCAAAUGAAUGAUAUU